This is a messenger RNA of Xylaria bambusicola, 2145 nucleotides long. RefSeq names its product pyridoxal phosphate-dependent transferase. The coding region runs from base 353 to 1876 and encodes 507 amino acids. Gene Ontology annotation, biological process: carboxylic acid metabolic process. The record is from RefSeq and is a predicted model, not a curated record. Gene Ontology annotation, molecular function: carbon-carbon lyase activity; pyridoxal phosphate binding. Lineage: Eukaryota; Fungi; Ascomycota; Sordariomycetes; Xylariales; Xylariaceae. The transcript has 3 exons.
AUACGUACAUCCAUAAUACGUCGGGUCUGGCAAGCUACCUAAAAGCUAGCGUCGUUCAACAUAUUCAUCAGUAUGAAGCGGAGGAAGUAGUUUGCGAUCGAUAUUGAGGAUUCAUGACAAACAAGAACAAACACACAUGAUCCACCGCACAAUCAAUGUAACGGGUGUGUAAAAUGAGUUGUCUACAGAGGUGACAAUGUCGCAGCUGUGACUCACCCGAGAAAUAAAAUCACCUACAUAAAACCCUCGUGGCCCCCAAGUAGCAUCAGACCACAGACACGGCGCGCGGGGUAUAUCAGCUGAUACGUAAGGGAAGCAAACACGUAUCCGAGUCAAGAAAGAAAAAAAAGAGAUGGACAGCUUCAUAGGUCAGGCCCAGCGCCGCAUCAGGGAGUCAGCCGCUGUGGCACCCGGGGAACAUGCACCUACACUUCCCGGCCCAGACAAACUCGCGCACGCGAGAGCCUCGCUCCCGGAUGCCGCUCGGACAGACUAUCUCUCCGGCCGCGGACCAGAGGCGACGUUGGACCAUCUACUAGAUGACAUCGUGCCGGGGUUAAAUGGACAGAACAGGAGCGGUCGAUAUUGGGGCUUCGUCACGGGCUCGACGCUCCCGAUCGCCGAGGCCGCGGAUAACAUCGUCAGCGCCUACGACCAGAAUGUCCAAGUACAUCUCCCCAACCAGACGAUUGCCACGGAGGUCGAGGAUGCCGCGCUGAAGAUGCUGCUGCGCCUCCUGCGCCUGGGCGAGCCGGAACAAUGGGAGGGCAGAACGUUCACCACGGGUGCCACGGGAAGCAAUGUCCUCGGACUAGCGUGUGGUCGCGAGGCAGUCAUUACGGCAAGAGUAUCCGACAGCUCCAAAUCCGUCGGCGAACUCGGACUAUUGCGAGCCUGCGCUAAGGCCGGGAUCGAGGAAAUCCAGGUCCUGACCAGCAUGGGACACAGCUCGCUUUCGAAAGCGGCGUCCGUAGUCGGUCUUGGCCGGGCCGCGGUCAAGCUCCUGCCCUUCAGCGAUGCGGAGCCCUGGCGUCUGGAUAUAGAUGCUGUAGAGCGAGAGCUGCGGCGCGAGAACGUCGCUAGUAUCAUUGCGAUUAGCGCGGGCGAGGUCAAUACGGGGCGGUUCGCGACUGCUGGGGUUGAGGAUAUGACGAGGCUUCGACGUCUGGCUGAUCAAUAUCGGGCGUGGAUCCAUGUUGAUGGGGCAUUUGGCGUUUUCGCGCGGAUUCUGCCGGAGAAGGAAGAAUACGCCUCCCUCCACGCGGCUACCGCUGGUCUGGAACUAUGCGACAGUCUGACGAUCGACGGACACAAGUUUCUGAAUGUGCCAUACGACAACGGCAUCUUCUUCACUCGGAAAUCAUCUACUCUCAGCGACGUCUUCAAGAAUCCUAACGCGGCAUACCUCUCCUCGGGCACCGCCGCGGCGUCCGCGAUCCAGAGCCCGCUGAACAUCGGCCUGGAGAACUCGCGGCGUUUCCGCGCGUUCCCCGUCUACGCCGUGUUGAUGAGCGAGGGUCGAGAGGGCAUGUCUGCGAUGAUGGAGAAGAUGGUGCUUACUGCGCGUGCGGUGGCGAGGGCUAUCCGCUCUUGUGGAGACGAGUAUGUGUUACUGCCGGAUGAUGGAUCUACUACGAGCGAUGAGAAUGUUCACAUGGUGGUUUUGUUCCGCGCGAGGGAUGAUGGGUUGAAUAGCGUGCUUGUGCAGGCGAUUAAUGAGGGCAAUGAGUGGUAUGUUAGCGGGAGUAGCUGGGGCGGGAAACCGGCUGUGCGUGUUGCGGUUUCGAGCUGGAGGGCUGACGCGCGGGAUGCGCAUGAUGUUGUUAGGAAGAGCUUGGGGGAGAUAGCGAGGGGGUAUAGGGAGUCGCGGGAAUAGUAUUGAUAUUAGGUAGCUGUAGUUGAAAGAUGGAAAUUAAAAGGGUUAUCCAACGACGUGGUCAACGACGAAUAAGGUGUAUGGUACCAGGAUCGUGAGAAAGCAUGUGCCCUUAUUAUAUCUUGUGAGCUUGUUGACAAAAAAUCUCACCGAAUCAGGUGUCAUGGCUGACGGAACACGUAGGUAAAGGAACGGAAGAGUAUCACCUCCUUAUCACUACUAUCAUCAUUAAUAUAUAUUUAGAGUUGGCGAAUAGAAAUGGUUCUAAG